This is a messenger RNA of Anolis sagrei ordinatus, 1714 nucleotides long. The record is from RefSeq and is a predicted model, not a curated record. NCBI's taxonomy places the organism in Eukaryota, Metazoa, Chordata, Lepidosauria, Squamata, Anolidae.
UUCUCUGGCAGGUAACUUCCAAACAAGUUCUGCGAAGAACGCCUUGUGAGAGCUUUGCCUGAGGAGUGCUGUAAGUUCAAAGUGACUUCAAGAUACACAGCAAUGACAACAAAAAAAAAUAAGUACCAGAAAAAUAUUUGUGAGGCUACAUACCUGUGCUGUUGUUAAGGCGGGAAAUAAGAUUUUGCUGUAAAAAGAGAGGCUUAGGAAAGCGAGCAGAAGGCUACAGCAAGACAAAAACUGUUGUGUUCAGGAGGUUAUAUCUGUGAACCCCUGGCAUCAUAUUUGAAUUAUAAAUGUAAAAGAAUGGCAAGCACUCUACCUCCCUAUCCUAGAUCAGACACAGGGGAGAAGUUACAUCAGUGUAUGGAGUGUGGAAAACAAUUUGAAAAGAAACAUUCUCUUACUGUACAUGAACGGACCCACACAGGGGAGAAACCAUAUAAAUGCAUGGAAUGUGGAAAGAGCUUCAGUGAGAGUGGCCAUCUACGUCGCCAUCAAAGGAUCCACACAGGGGAGAAGCCACAUAAAUGCGUGGAAUGUGGAGAAAGCUUCAGUCAGAGUGGCCAUCUACGUCGCCAUCAAAGGACGCACACAGAGGAGAAGCCAUAUCAAUGCAUGGAAUGUGGAAAAUGUUUCAGUCGGAGUGGCACUUUACGUUCCCAUCGAAGGAUCCACACAGGGGAGAAGCCACAUAAAUGCAUGGAAUGUGGAGAAAGCUUCAAUCAGAGUGGCCAUCUACGUAGGCAUCAAAGGACGCACACAGGGGAGAAGCCCUAUGAAUGCAUGGAAUGUGGAAAAUGCUUCAGUGAGAGUGGCCAUCUACGGUUCCAUCAAAGGACGCACACAGGGGAGAAGCCACAUAAAUGCAUGGAAUGUGGAGAAAGCUUCAGUCGCAGUGGCACUCUACGUUCCCAUCAAAGGAUCCACACAGGGGAGAAGCCAUAUAAAUGUAAGGAAUGUGGAAAAAGCUUCAGUGAGAGUGGCCAUCUACGGUCCCAUCAAAGGAUCCACACAGGGGAGAAGCCACAUAUAUGCAUGGAAUGUGGAAAGAGCUUCAGUCUGAGUGGCACUCUACGGUCCCAUCAAAGGAUCCACACAGGGGAGAAGCCACAUAAAUGUAUGGAAUGUGGAAAGAGCUUCAGUCAGAGUGGCACUCUACGUUCCCAUCAAAGGAUGCACACAGGGGAGAAGCCAUAUAAAUGCGUGGAAUGUGGAGAGAGCUUCAGUGAGAGUGGCACUCUACGAUCCCAUCAAAGGAUCCACACAGGGGAGAAGCCAUAUAAAUGUAUGGAAUGUGGAAAAAGCUUCAGUCUGAGUGGCCAUCUACGGUCCCAUCAAAGGAUCCACACAGGGGAGAAGCCAUAUAAAUGUAUGGAAUGUGGAAAAAGCUUCAGUCGCAGUGACACUCUACGUUCCCACCAAAUGACUCACACAGUACAGAAGCCAUAGAAGUGCAUAGAAUGUGGAGAAAGUUUCAGGCAGAGUAACUAUCUCGAUUCCUUCCAAAUCUAUCUACAUUGCUUUCAAAGGAGCCACAUAGUAGAGAAGCCAUAUAAAUGCACGGAAUGUGGGAAGAGCUUUAGAGGAUGUUCAGCAUGCAAUAAACAUCACGGAACUCAUGCGCCGCUAGAGGAGACCUGCCUUUCAGUUUCUGAGCUCACUUUAAAAAAAUAUUGGAAGGAAAGAGGAAGGCUGGCACCUGGCUCUCUCU